Molecule: messenger RNA, 721 nt
Organism: Manacus vitellinus (golden-collared manakin)
Lineage: Eukaryota; Metazoa; Chordata; Aves; Passeriformes; Pipridae
Gene: SF3A2
Product: splicing factor 3a subunit 2
Exons: 8
Coding region: 41-721 (226 amino acids)
Biological process (GO): spliceosomal complex assembly
Cellular component (GO): catalytic step 2 spliceosome; nucleus; U2 snRNP
Molecular function (GO): nucleic acid binding; zinc ion binding
Source: RefSeq, a predicted model, not a curated record
CUCUUUCUCCAGAGGGGGCUGAAGCCCAGAAUUCCCCACCAUGGAUUUCCAGCACCGCCCUGGAGGGAAGACGGGCAGCGGCGGCGUCGCCUCGGCCUCGGAGAGCAACCGGGACCGGCGGGAGCGGCUGCGGCAGCUGGCCCUGGAGACCAUCGACAUCAACAAGGACCCCUAUUUUAUGAAAAAUCACUUGGGCUCCUACGAGUGCAAGCUCUGCCUGACACUGCAUAACAACGAGGGGAGUUACUUAGCACAUACACAGGGGAAGAAGCAUCAGACCAAUUUGGCCCGGCGAGCUGCCAAGGAAGCCAAGGAAGCCCCUGCCCAACCUGCCCCAGAGAAGGUCAAAGUGGAAGUGAAGAAAUUUGUGAAAAUUGGGCGCCCAGGUUACAAAGUGACCAAACAGAGAGACCCUGAAACAGGCCAGCAGAGCCUUCUCUUCCAGAUCGAUUACCCCGAGAUUGCCGAGAGCAUCAUGCCCCGGCACCGGUUCAUGUCGGCCUACGAGCAGCGCAUCGAGCCCCCCGACCGGCGCUGGCAGUACCUGCUCAUGGCAGCCGAGCCCUACGAGACCAUCGCCUUCAAGGACGAAGCUCCUUCCAAGGGUGGCCUCUCCGAGCUGCAGGGUGUGAGUCUGGCUCAUCCCUCUCUCCUGGUGUUGAUGGGAUGGGAUGUGCCAGUCCCCGUGAGGAUCCAAGCCCAGACAUCCACCCUCCUUUAG